AUGAAUCAUCAUCAUCAAUCUUCUUAUACUGUUAACUGCAGCAAUGAUAGCAAUAAUAAUAAUAACAUGGCUUCUUCAACAGCUUGUUCUUUCAGUUUCAACCCAUCUGAGUCACAGCAGCAGCAUCAAUACUUCUCCCAAUCUUACCAAAACCCCUUCUUUUACACCCAAUCAACGUCUUCUUCUUCUUCUUCCAAACACCAUGAUGCUGAUUUUCCUCCUCAUGAUGCCACCACACACCACUUAUUCAUGGACUCCGGCUCUUAUUCUCAUGAUCAAAAGGACUAUAGGCAUAUUCAUGGAAUGAGGGAGGAUGUGGAUGAAAGAGCUUUCUUUCCAGAAGCUUCUGGUUCAGCCAGGAGCUACCUUCAUGACUCAUAUCAGCACCAUCACCAACAACAACAACAACAACAGCAGCAUCUAUCAAUGGGUUCCUACAAGAACUACUCAUCAAAUUCCCAUUUCCAAAUCAUGAACAACAAUAAUAAUAACGACGAUCCAAGAAACCAAGAGCAACAUUGCUUUGUGUUGGGGACAGACUUCAAAUCAACGAGCAAAGAGAAAGACAACACUGAGAAAACAACAUCAACAACACAGCAAAGACCCCUUCACCACUUCUUUGGUCAAUGA
Messenger RNA from Arachis duranensis, 630 nucleotides. RefSeq names its product growth-regulating factor 5-like. NCBI's taxonomy places the organism in Eukaryota, Viridiplantae, Streptophyta, Magnoliopsida, Fabales, Fabaceae. The transcript is spliced from 3 exons. The coding region runs from base 1 to 630 and encodes 209 amino acids. The record is from RefSeq and is a predicted model, not a curated record.